Messenger RNA from Fusarium musae, 1464 nucleotides. RefSeq lists its product as uncharacterized. The transcript has 7 exons. Lineage: Eukaryota; Fungi; Ascomycota; Sordariomycetes; Hypocreales; Nectriaceae. Bases 1 to 1464 code for a protein of 487 amino acids. The record is from RefSeq and is a predicted model, not a curated record.
AUGGCAACCCUUCUAGCCCCCUUUAACACAGCCAUGCAGCUGGGAACUGGCUUCAAUUCGUUUACUCAACAAAUCUGUGUCAAUGGGGCUGUUACAUCCUCCAAAGAUGGUAGCGUUCCAGACAAGAAAGAACCAGAUCCAGAGAAACCUGUUGCCCAGGAUGUUGUCUACAAGACCUCAAUCGUUGAUAAGGUCACAGAUGUGACCAACGAGAUGAAUGUCAACGCUGCCUUUUCAAUCAAAUAUGACGCAUUUGAUGCCAAGGGCAAAGUUGGAUUUUUAAAUACCUCCAAGGUUAAGGAGGCAGAUGCAACAUUCAUGAUCUCUGUCAAGGUCGUGAACCAAGUCAUCUACGACCAUUCCCUGAUCAAUUUCCAACCGAUCGAAGGCAUCAGUGCUGAGAACUUUACUGAGGUCUACGGUGACUGCUUUGUGUCCGGCUAUCAAGAGGGCGGCACAUUCACUGCUGUUAUUUCCGUCAAGGCCAGGACUGAAGACAAAUCUCGUGAAAUCAAGGCAAAGGCCGCAGCUAAAUUCACAAAGACCAAGGAGGCAACAGAGGCUGAAGGGGAGAAAGACGCCACAAACGGAGGUGCCUUGGCUAUCGAUUUCAGGAAAGACGACAUGAGCUUCCUAGAUGAGAAUGAGACUACUAUCUCCGUCAGUUACACUGGUGGUGGCCAGGGUCUCAAGGAGCCUGGCGAGGACUGGACAUUCGAGACCAUGCGUAAAGCCGCUCUGCAAUUUCCUCACCUUGUCGCCAAGACUCCCAUGCGCACCCAUGCGAUUUUGACCAAGUAUACUGCUCUGCGCAGUUACCAUGCCCACUUCGGUGGGCUUAAGAUGCCCGCUUUCGAGAUGGCUGGUGUGUAUUCUACUAUCCUCCAGGAAGCAUACCUUGACUACAAGACCAUUGCCAAAAACCUCCAAGUCUUGGCAUAUGAUGUGUCUGCAGGACAGAGCCGACUUAUCUCUGCUUACGAGAAUAGGAAGAAGAUUGAAGAAGCAGCCAAACCUGCUACACCCGCUGAUGCGAAUGGCACAGUUGUCGCCACUCCGGUUUCCAGCACCAGUAACGAUUGUUCAGAUGCUGAGCCUACGUCCAGCAAUGAUACGUCUGCCCAAAAGGUUGAGGAGCAAAAGCAGCAGCCAGGAGAUCGCCCGUACAUCUGGAAGCCUUUCAAUGUUAACAAAGACUUUCCUCCGACUCUUCAAGGUCUGGAAAACGCACGCAGUAUGGUUCGUAUGAUCCUGAUACGCAUCGUUCAAGAGAUCAACAUCUUGACCAAGUUCCCUGAGGCUGCAAUGGAUGAAGACAGAAUCCAGCCCCAUAUCAGUCCCUUUCUCUUCAAAGAAUUCCUCCCCGUCGGAGAACCUAUUAAGAAGGAGUUAGAGGAUGAGAGUGAUCUGGAUCAAGUGAACCGCCAAGUUAACAUGAUCAGGAAGGCGGGCGGACGAAUGUAG